UCUGAAAAGUCUAAAGCGUUGAAAACUAAAAAUGACCUCUCUUUUGUCUGUAAUUCCCAAGUUAUAUCAAGAAUACACAACUAAAACACCUAAGAAACUUAAAAUAAUAGAUGCUUAUUUAUUAUAUAUUUUCCUUACCGCAGUUAUACAGUUCGUUUAUUGUUGUCUUGUUGGAACAUUCCCUUUUAACUCUUUUCUUAGCGGCUUUAUUUCCACAGUUAGUUCUUUUGUAUUAGGAGUAUGCUUAAGACUUCAAGUGAAUCCAGACAACAAGAAUGAGUUUCAAGGCUUGAGUGCUGAACGAGGUUUUGCUGAUUUUAUUUUUGCUCACCUAGUGUUACACAUUGUUGUGAUCAACUUCAUUGGGUAGACUGGUAAAAUCUUUACAACUAUUUAAUGUAAUAAAUAAUUUUUACAAUUUUUGACUGUUUAUAACUGUUGAUACAGUUUUAUAGCCCUAUCCCAGAGUUGAAUUGAGUGUAUUCCUCCACCUCCAGUUCCUAUUAGAAUUCCUCCAUAAAUUUGAACUCACAAUACU
Molecule: messenger RNA, 538 nt
Organism: Diatraea saccharalis (sugarcane borer)
Lineage: Eukaryota; Metazoa; Arthropoda; Insecta; Lepidoptera; Crambidae
Source: the annotation of a GenBank genome assembly